AAAAGGCUUCAAAAAAUAAGAAUGCCAUUGUCUAUUGGGAUGAGGAAAAAGUGAAGGCAAGAGUGAAAUUAGAAAAGAGUAGUGACAAAGACUUACUCCAUGGUGUUACCAACAUUGGUGGGGCUUCAUCUAGUACAUUUAAUACAGAAAUAAAGCUAACCCACUCGGAAAUAAAGACAACUUAUGAAAGGUUGGUCACCAUGGUUGAAGGGUUGGUGUCGACAAUUGGAGAAGAGUUGGCUUCCUUGCAGUUGAGGUUAACAAAUGAGGGUGACAAGGAAGAUGUGGUGGAAGCAGUAAGCAGUGAAGAUGAUGAAGAGAACUCAAGUGAAGAUGAAGAAACUAGUAGAGAUGAGAAAGGAGAAGGGAGUGAACUAGAAAAAGAUGACAAAGAAGAGGAGAAAAGUGCUCCACCUGAAGAAGAGAGUCAAUCUCAACAUGAAGAGAAAGGAAAAAGGAGUGAACCAGAAAAAGAUGUUAAAGAAGAAGAGAAAAGUGCUCCCCUUGAAGAAGAGAGUCAAUCUCAACAUGAAGAGAAAGGAGAAGGAAGUAACCUUGGAUCAGAGGAUGAUGGAGAAGAACAAACUAAAGACAAGUCUAGUGAUACAGCAGUAGCAGAGGAUAAAGGGGAAGAGGAGUUGAAAAAGACCCAUGGCAAGAGACAACUUGAUGAGAAAGAGGAAUUAUUUCGGAUGUUGACAAUAAGAUGUGAUGAAGAUGAAGGUGGCAAGUACAUUGUUGAGAUGUAUGGGUACUACCUGACUCGUGCUGAGCUUUACUGCCUACAAGACAAGAAAUAG
Messenger RNA from Neltuma alba, 800 nucleotides. RefSeq names its product cilia- and flagella-associated protein 251-like. The record is from RefSeq and is a predicted model, not a curated record. The annotation marks the transcript as partial. Lineage: Eukaryota; Viridiplantae; Streptophyta; Magnoliopsida; Fabales; Fabaceae. The transcript is spliced from 5 exons.